Argentina anserina (silverweed cinquefoil) is the source of this 1079-nucleotide messenger RNA. RefSeq names its product probable CCR4-associated factor 1 homolog 11. The coding region runs from base 175 to 1026 and encodes 283 amino acids. Gene Ontology annotation, molecular function: nucleic acid binding; poly(A)-specific ribonuclease activity. The transcript has a single exon. The record is from RefSeq and is a predicted model, not a curated record. Lineage: Eukaryota; Viridiplantae; Streptophyta; Magnoliopsida; Rosales; Rosaceae. Gene Ontology annotation, cellular component: P-body; CCR4-NOT complex; CCR4-NOT core complex.
CACUCGUCUCCAACCCAAGGCCUCCUCAAGCGACUCAAAAGUCUCACCAUUAUUCUUCUUCUACCUAAAUUCGAGAUCACACGGUUUCCUCACCUCGCCGAAAUUGCAUCGAGAUCACUAGGAGUUUAUCGAGAUCGCAUCGAGUUUUGAUUAAUUUAUUAAAUCUCCAGAGUCAUGUAUUGCAGCGAGGAUCCCCCUCUAAAUCCGAGCCCCAUUGUAAUCCGUGAAGUAUGGGCCCACAACCUGGACGCGGAAUUCGCGCUGAUCCAGAACGUCAUCGACGACUUCCCUUACAUCUCCAUGGACACCGAGUUUCCCGGCCUCGUCUUCCGCCCCCAGCUGGACCCCACCCGCCCCUACGGCAGGCAGCUCCGCCCCUCCGACCACUACAAGGUCCUCAAGUCCAACGUCGACGCGCUCAAUCUCAUUCAGGUGGGCCUCACGCUCUCCGACGCGAGUGGCAAUCUCCCCGACCUCGGCAGCCGCGGCGCCACGCGCUUCAUCUGGGAGUUCAACUUCAGCGACUUCGACGUGGCGCGUGACCCCCACGCUCCGGACUCCAUAGAGCUCCUCCGCCGCCAGGGCAUCGACUUCGACCGCAACCGCGACGAGGGAAUUGACUCGGCGCGGUUCGCGGCGCACAUGAUGACGUCGGGGAUGGUGUGCAACGACGCCGUGAGCUGGGUGACGUUCCACAGCGCGUACGACUUCGGUUACCUGGUGAAGAUCCUCACGCGCCGGAACCUGCCGAGUUGCAUUAAGGAGUUUCUGCAAGUCACCAGGGUGUUUUUCGGGAAUAGGAUUUACGACGUCAAGCACAUGAUGCGGUUCUGCAAGAGUUUGUAUGGGGGGCUGGACCGGGUCGCCAGGACCUUGGAGGUGGACCGGGCGGUCGGCAAGUGCCACCAGGCCGGGUCAGACAGCUUGCUGACGUGGCAUGCGUUUCAGAAGAUGAGGGAUGUGUAUUUUGUAAAUGACGGGCCGGAGCAACACGCCGGAGUGUUGUACGGUCUCGAGGUGUUUUGAUAUUGUACUGUACAAAACAAGAAAGAGAAAUCAUAAUUUGUUCAUUCUAUUUA